CAGGCCAUACACAUGUGCACACACAACCCAGCCUUCGACCUCUGUUGUGUACAACCCUGAACAUGGCCGGCGUCACCCUCUACCUCUACACAGUCGAUGCCUUCACUGACGUCCCCUUCAAAGGCAACCCGGCUGCCGUCUGUCCCUUGCCGUCCCAAGUUAAUCUAGACGAUGAUAUCCUGCAGAAGAUCGCCAUGGAGAUGAACCUGUCUGAAACUGCAUUUAUCAAACUUUUAGACAAGUCGGAUAGUUUCAAGGAAAGUAAUACGUUUGGUUUGAGGUGGUUCACUACAAAAGAAGAAUUCAAAUUGUGCGGCCAUGCUACAUUGGCAUCAGCAGCUGUUUUGUUUGGAAAAUUGGACAACAAGCAGGAUCGUAUCGUGUUUAAGACUCUGAGUGGGGAUUUGAUUGUUAAACGUGAGGGGGAGUGGAUCCACAUGGAUUUCCCCGUUGGCGCCGCUGUGACAGAGGAUCAAAGUCAACAUGAGCAGUUAGUAGCGUCGUUAGGGGAUGUAUCGGGCGUGAGCGACAUCGUCUACUGCGAUUCCCUGCGUUAUUUACUUGUACGACUUCAUGACGGAUGGUCCAGAGAAGAAUUUGAGUCCUGGACGCCCGAUAUAUCGGCCAUGAAGAGAUCAACCGAUAGAGUGGUUCUUGUCAUUGUCACCACCAGAGGGCCUCCCGGUGAUGGUUACCAGAGUGACGGUGGCGCCUCCUACGAUUUUGUUUCCCGUUGUUUUGUACCUUGGGACGAUGUACCCGAAGACCCUGUCACCGGAUCUGCGCAGACAGUUCUUGCGCAUUACUGGGCACAACAGUUAGGAAAGAAUGAUUUCUUUACGAGGCAGUGUUCUGCACGCGGUGGGGAGAUCGUGGUCAAGCUGAGAGGUGACCGGGUGGAACUUCUGGGUAAAGCUGUCUUUGUCAUGGACGGAGUGAUGAAACUGUAGCCAUAGUAACCAGAAACAGCCGGACAUAACUACAAUUGUUCAGUGAUAUAAUGAAUACAUAUCCUGCUUUGUUGGGCUCAAUCCUUGCCAUUACAAAACAUGCGCCCAUUCUCAAUAAUACCUCAUCUGGUUCAUAUUUCAUGUUUGUGUUGCUGUGAAUACAAUCGUAUUUUUCACGAUCA
Haliotis rubra (blacklip abalone) is the source of this 1132-nucleotide messenger RNA. RefSeq names its product phenazine biosynthesis-like domain-containing protein 1. NCBI's taxonomy places the organism in Eukaryota, Metazoa, Mollusca, Gastropoda, Lepetellida, Haliotidae. Gene Ontology annotation, molecular function: isomerase activity. The record is from RefSeq and is a predicted model, not a curated record. The transcript has 8 exons. The coding region runs from base 63 to 950 and encodes 295 amino acids. Gene Ontology annotation, cellular component: cytoplasm. Gene Ontology annotation, biological process: biosynthetic process.